GAUAGAUACAUACAUACAUACAUACAUACACAGACGUACACGUUUGGUAGAAGGACAAACAGACUAUAUAAAAAUACAAACAGUGGUGUAGAUAACACGUGUAGCUGCUCAGGUAUGUACAGUACAGGCGGGGCAGCACUUGUACAGUGAGUACAGUACAGAACAUCACGUUGUACAGUACAAGGGGCGGGAAUGUACUUUACUGCCAGACUGGGAGCGGUCUAACCAGGCACAAGAGGGAGAGAUGCAGAGAGCAAACAGGAAACAAAGAGUGAGACUCUGAGCAGACAAGAAGACAAUAUCUGACAGUUACAUGUCUAAUGCAUGUCUCACCCCCAGCCAUGGCCCCCUCCUCUACUGACAAACCCCCCGAAAGUGAGGACAACACACAGCAGCCUGAGGAGGACAAGGGAUCGUCCCCAGUGAGCAAUGAAAAGGAUUCAGGGUUCUCAGACAGCAGUUCAGACAGUUUAAGUGGUGAAGAGCAAACAACCUCCACAAUAAUAAAGUUGGAAGAAGAACAGCAGCCAGUGCCUGUUACCUACACUCCCGUCUAUAUUCUACAGAAUGUUGUACUAAAACAGCCUCAUCUCAUUGUGCUACAACCUACCCUUCGGUGUCAUCGCAAGCGCUCAUCUUCUGCCUCUUACCUCCCCAUCCUAAGGUCUUACCCUCGUAUAGCCCCUCGUCUAGCCCCAAAACCCACCCAGCCUGCCUACUCUUCUUCCUCCACUGAUACAUCUUCUCCAACAGUGCCUAUCCGCCCUCCACCUGCACUUAUAGAAGCCUCCCUACGAUCCAUAGCCCUCAUGCACAGGAGCCGAGAAACCCAACGAUCCAUUCGUGAGCUUCGUGAGCACACCAGACUGUACAACCAAGCCUUGCAUGGGGAGGAAGGUGGCUGGGAGCGGCUUCGCCGAGCUAUGGAUCGGAGUGGUGUCUACCGAGGAUUUCUGGCAACAUCUAAUGAUAAAAAGACAUCAGCAAAGGUGGAAACUUCUCUGUCUGAGAACCUAAAGACUCCAGCCCAAGAAAUCAAAUCCUUAAAAGAAGAAGCCAUGACAUCAUCUGAAGAAGAAGAUGUGGCCUCAUCAGAAAAUAAACAAUUGACUGAAGAAACUAUACCAUCAGAAAAUAACGAGAAGCCCCCUCCUUGACAUCAGGAAAGCUGGCUCCUAGUAGCACAACGAGGAUAAUAAGGGGCCUAUGGCAUUAUUUCUCAGACUGUGACAGCACUGGAUAUGUACCUUAUAUAUGAAUGAGACUCAGACCAAGUCCACUAUGUAAAUAAAUAUACAUAAAUAGUAUGUGUAUAUAUAUAUAACUUUUUUUUUUUUUUUUUUUUAAAGAGACUACAAUUUAUUUUAAUAUGGGUGCAGGCACCAGAAUGUAUCCUGGGUGUAUAUACGUGAAUGGGGUGCAGACACCAGAAUGUAUCCUGGGUGUAUAUACGUGAAUGGGGUGCCAACACCAGUAUGUAUCCUGGGCGUAUAUACGUGAAUGUAUUGUCCUAUGGACUUAUCUUCAUGCUCAACAAACAAGCUCACGUAAACCCAUUUGCUGCUCCUCAUACUGCAUUGUUCUGCCAGGAACAUGUCUGCCAAUCUAUAACAAAUCAUAUGUUUCUUCUCUCCAGCUCAGUUAUUCUGUAAUUGUAUCAACAAAUGGACCACAAACUCCUCACAUCAGACAACAGCCAGUGUUCUCAUGGUCAUCUACUGAGGAACCAAACCAACACCCAUGACCCCUACAUCUUAUAGACCCUCAGAACUAUAUCGUAUAAGCUUCUAGGCUUCAUCAGUUCGUCUCAUUCAUUAAUCACACAAUCCCACCACCCUACCAGGAAUAUCUUGUGAACUCUCACACCGCACUGCUGCAAUACCCAAUAACCCAACCUUGCCUUUUUUUUAUCUGAUUAAAAGGGACAAUGAACUGCUGGAAUGAUUACAGUAGCCUCGUUACAACUUGUUAUGUUAUUGUGCUCUUCAGAUCUUAUUUUUAUACCUUACAGGAGCCGGUUGGUGAGGGUCUGUAUUUUCAUACAGAAGUGGUGGCCAUUUAUAGACUAGUGACAAUGGCAGGUGUUUGACAGCUGCCUAUCAGGUUAGCGCACGAUACUGAGCAUGAGCGUUACAUCUCAGCAGUGGCUGCAUUGCGCUAUACUAUUCAUUAAGCUUUUUUAUAUAUAUAUAUAUAUAUAUGUUAUGUAACUUUUAAUCUGUUUAGAAAAAAAUGUAACCCUCCUGCUCCGUAUUUUGCAUGCAAACCUAAAGCGCACAAUAGAGCUGUGAAAACGACGUCACCAUCACUGAUCUGUGAAUGUUCACCACAGAGUGCAAAAAUACCUCCUCUGCAAGAUGGCAGUGCCCAGAAUGGGAAUGUUCAGUGUCACCAAACAGCACCCGUAGAGGGUUAAAUAAGGGAGAGGAAAAUAAUAUCAUGGUGACUGGUAGCCUUGUCUGUUGUAAUUGUGUCCAGGAGUAUGUCCAUUUAUGGAACAUAAAUCUGUAAUAAAAAUGUUACAAUAUAA
Bombina bombina (fire-bellied toad) is the source of this 2530-nucleotide messenger RNA. RefSeq names its product CLOCK-interacting pacemaker. Gene Ontology annotation, biological process: negative regulation of DNA-templated transcription; negative regulation of circadian rhythm. NCBI's taxonomy places the organism in Eukaryota, Metazoa, Chordata, Amphibia, Anura, Bombinatoridae. The coding region runs from base 321 to 1157 and encodes 278 amino acids. The transcript has 3 exons. The record is from RefSeq and is a predicted model, not a curated record. Gene Ontology annotation, cellular component: nucleus.